Molecule: messenger RNA, 754 nt
Organism: Aspergillus eucalypticola CBS 122712
Lineage: Eukaryota; Fungi; Ascomycota; Eurotiomycetes; Eurotiales; Aspergillaceae
Exons: 1
Coding region: 275-490 (71 amino acids)
Source: RefSeq, a predicted model, not a curated record
CCGCCUCGAUUGCUUAGGUCUCGGACUGCUCCGUAUUAUGUCGCAAUUUGCGUGUCGUUUCCGGUCGUCAAAUGGCAGAUGCAGCUUACAUAUGACCCACUUGGGUGGUGGUUUUGGGCCUUCUCGUCCAGGCUCCUCCCUACCUACGUAACUAUUAUAGGAGGGUUCCGACUCUGCCGCGCGAUCUGCUUGCGAGCUCAGACAUAAUAGUGGCGUCGGUGAGGGCACGCGGUCAAUCACCGUCUGCUAGUAACUUAAUCGUUGACGAUGAUUGAUGCCCGCGGAGGAGAAAAAGCUUUGCGAGACCCGUAUCAACAACUGUGCCAGGGUGGGUUAUGUGGUCAGCCAUGAACAAUCAGGACAAAUCACACGGGGCCAGGUGAUGGCGGUAUCAGUGGAAUGCCGUGUCACAUCCACCCUGCGCCGAUGGCUUGAUUUCACGGUCGGUUGCAGCCUGGUGCUCCAGAUCCAGCUCCAGCUCCAGUUGUAAAGCGGGCGAAGUAAGGUGCUAGUUACUGUUGGGGUGAGAUCGCAUCAGGAAGCAUGGCUAGAUGACGAUUGUAUGAAGGAGGCUUGGAGCCCCUGAUAGCACAGCAGCGCAUGUAAGCACUUUCGUCGGCAGCCAAUGAUAGCCGGGCACUGCUGCUAUGCUAGAAGAUGCUAGUAACCAAGCUGGAAGAGAGAGAGAGAGAGAGAGAGAGAGAGAGAGAGAGCCGGCUUUUCCUUUCUUACGGCGGCAUAACACAAAUUUAGU